Messenger RNA from Anthostomella pinea, 801 nucleotides. The record is from the annotation of a GenBank genome assembly. NCBI's taxonomy places the organism in Eukaryota, Fungi, Ascomycota, Sordariomycetes, Xylariales, Xylariaceae.
AUGGCAGCUGUUGCAGUGCAACCCCCUGUCGCGAACCUGGCCAUUCCCGACGUCGCGCAUGAAACUCUGGUCCAGCUGGCCAAGCUCUUCAUCCGCUAUGAAGCUCAAGAAUUGUAUGGCCUGCAUUUAAUCCACGGCCACUCCCAAGCUCCAGAGGGCACCGUCAUGGUUGGAACAUGUACCGACCACGAUGGGAAACCCCUUUGCUGGACCAAGAUCAUAUUGGUCUCCACCAUCGAUAGACCAGUUCAUGGUCACAUCUACCGCUUACAAUCCGAGCGCUUCCACCCGUAUGAAUACCGCGAGGGAGAGCUCGACAGUCGCUUUCUCAGCGUCAGUGGAUUCGUGGGGCCUCGUAGCAGCCGAUGGAGUGAUCUCGUCAUGCGUCUCAGGGAGACAAAUAUCCCCGGGUGGUACGAAUUAUGCUGGGUUUAUGCAGCAUGCCUACCUAAUUUGGACGACCGUGGAGGAUAUAAGAAGGGCGCGUGUGCUUACACAUUUGCCUUGACGUUCCUCCCUCUUGUCUACGUACUCGUUGUACCACUUCCAGGCUGGUUGAGCGACCUGCAGCCACCCGACAAUGUCACGACUCGGGACACACGCAUCGUGGCUCCGUGGCCCAAAGCGUUAGCGGUGGCACCCGACGGUCAGCUUUGUCAGCUGCUGAUUAGAAAUCAACGCGAAGCCGUUGAAGAUGUCUGUCAUGGCGCCGACGUAAUGUGGAACCCGCCUAUGAUGGACGGGAAGCAGCAACGGCACCAAGAGGUCCAAGACUACCAAGAGGUCCAGGACUGGCGGUGA